CUUGGCGUAUCGUAGGAAACAGUUAUUAUUAUUAGCCGACAACAUUUGCAGCUCAAUGGUGCUGUCUCCGUGUGUUUCUCAAAUCAGCUGCUGUUUCUAAGUAGUUCAGUGAUGGAGGUAAACAAAGAUGAAGCGGAGCGCUGCAUCGAGAUCGCGCUCGGAGCGCUGGAGAACGCGCAGCCGGAGAAAGCGCGCAGGUUCCUGGAGAAAGCGCAGCGGCUCUACGCGACGCCCAGAGCGCAGGAGCUGCUGGAGUCUCUGGAGCGGAGCGGCGAGGCCUGGUCUCAGAACAGCGCCGCAGGAGCUCGUCAGCGCAGGUCUGGGGUCAGCAGUAACGGCGCCGCACCGCCGGACUCCAGUAAACCCUACACGCCGGAGCAGGCCGAGGCCGUCAGACGAAUAAAGCAGUGCAAGAACUACUACGAGACUCUCGGCGUUCAGAAAGACGCUUCUGAAGACGAGCUGAAGAAAGCUUACAGAAAACUGGCAUUAAAGUUUCACCCUGAUAAGAAUCACGCCCCGGGGGCCACGGAGGCAUUUAAAGCCAUAGGAAACGCGUAUGCAGUUCUGUCGAAUGUGGAAAAGCGGCGGCAGUACGAUCAGUUCGGAGAGGAGCGGAGCAGCAGCGGCAGAUCCAGCCACAACAACACACAGUUUGAGGCCGAUAUCUCUCCUGAAGAUCUCUUCAACAUGUUCUUCGGAGGAGGUUUCCCUUCUAGUAAUGUUCACAUGUACAGUAACGGACGGAUGCGCUUUAAUCAGAAUCAUGGCGAGAGAGGAGAACACCGAGGGGGAGGUCUUGCUCUCCUCAUGCAGCUGAUGCCCAUCCUCAUCCUCGUCAUCGUAUCAGCGCUCAGUCAGAUGAUGGUGACCAACCCUCCCUACAGCCUCAGCUUCAGACCGUCGGCGGGUCACACACACAAGCGCGUGACGGAGAAUCUGGGCGUGACGUAUUACGUGAACGAGCGUUUCUCUCAGGACUUCAGCGGCGUGAGACUGAAGCAGGUGGAGGGCAGCGUGGAGGACGACUACGUCUCCAACCUCAGGAACAACUGCUGGAAAGAGAAACAACAGAAGGAAGGGCUGCUGUACCGUGCGCGGUAUUUCGGGGACAGCGCUCUGUACCAGCGGGCGCAGCAGAUGGGAACCCCGAGCUGCUCUCGGCUGUCCGAGGUUCAGGCGUCUUUACACGGAUAGAUGAAGCCGUCACUGCACUGCCUGGUUCCAAAAAAAAAACAAUCUCUCCAGUCUGGAAUAUGGAAGAAUGCCAUACGGAUUGUAAAUACACUUGUUGGAACGACCGAUGAACUUGACUAGGAAAGAGUUACUGAGGGCUGAAAGUGUGUGUGUGUGUGUGUGUGUGUGUGUGUGUGUGUGUGUGUGUGUGUGUGUGUGAAAUCAGAGCUGGUGUUUUUGGCUCCUGUGGAUGACAGACGUUUCCCUGCAGUCUGAAUAAAGUUAAUGUCACUAGAUUCAGCCCCUUUUCCAGGUCAGAAAUCAACAAUCUGCUUUUGCAUUAUGAAUCAGACUGGAGGUCCGAUGACAUCUGCAUAUAUUUAUUUGAGUUUGUUUAGAUCAAGAUCAUGUCUUUUUAAUGGUUUAUAUUUGUAUGUUUGAGAUUUAUCUAUGCAGGGAUAUUAUCGAGUACGACUUUAACGACAGCUGUCCUGCGUCUUUCUCUGACCGCUGCUGUGCACAGGUGAUAUUUAUUGAAGGAUCGAAUAGGAAUAUUUAUUUCAUACGAAGGUUUAUUUUCUACAUGACUUAGUGGAAAGAUUUCAUUGCUGACAGAGACUACGCUGCAGUUAUUUCACUCUGAAUACAAAUAAAGAUUGUAUGUGCCACUGUC
This is a messenger RNA of Megalobrama amblycephala (Wuchang bream), 1849 nucleotides long. It is a transcript of the gene dnajb12b, whose product is annotated as DnaJ heat shock protein family (Hsp40) member B12b. Gene Ontology annotation, cellular component: endoplasmic reticulum membrane. The transcript is spliced from 9 exons. The coding region runs from base 112 to 1197 and encodes 361 amino acids. Gene Ontology annotation, biological process: cellular response to misfolded protein. Gene Ontology annotation, molecular function: Hsp70 protein binding. NCBI's taxonomy places the organism in Eukaryota, Metazoa, Chordata, Actinopteri, Cypriniformes, Xenocyprididae. The record is from RefSeq and is a predicted model, not a curated record.